This is a messenger RNA of Musca domestica (house fly), 2796 nucleotides long. It is a transcript of the gene Ppa, whose product is annotated as F-box/LRR-repeat protein 14. The coding region runs from base 538 to 2121 and encodes 527 amino acids. Gene Ontology annotation, cellular component: SCF ubiquitin ligase complex. NCBI's taxonomy places the organism in Eukaryota, Metazoa, Arthropoda, Insecta, Diptera, Muscidae. Gene Ontology annotation, biological process: SCF-dependent proteasomal ubiquitin-dependent protein catabolic process. The record is from RefSeq and is a predicted model, not a curated record. The transcript has a single exon. Gene Ontology annotation, molecular function: protein binding.
UGAGGGAGAGUUCAGUUUGUGUUACGUUGUGAAACAGUGCGGUAUUGAACGGCAAUCGGAAAAUUGUUCAUCCACUAGAGAACGAAACGCUUUAGCUUACCGAAUAUACGGCGCUCGGCAUUCAAUCGAUCCGAAGUAGGGCCAGAUAACACUGAACGUAAGAAGAAAGUAAUCUAUCGCGCCGCACAAUCGACGACAAAAGUUGUUCACAGCAUUCAAUUUUACAAAACACGAAAAGAAGGAAUAAAAACAAAAGUGAAUCGGUUUAUUGAGAAAUAUCUGAAUAGAAGAAUAGGAAUAUUUUACUUAUCUGUGUGUGUAAAACGAAUCGAAUUCUCAGUGAUAAGAAUACAAAGACGAGCAAGUGAAACAGUCGCCGUAGACAAGAAUCGGUCGAAUUUGGGUGUGAAAAGACAAAAGAAGAUAAUUCGAAAUCGACAAGUCUUUGGAGACUUGGGUGAAACGAGCACCCUACAACCGUCUCUGCUAGAGAGAGAGAGAGAAAGAGCGCGAUUUUUGAAUUUAACUGCUUCCACUAUGGCCACUAAUACGGAAAUUCUACCCUUCCAUCAUCAGACUACAUUGUCACUGCAGACGGCCGCCGCACUAACAAAUUACCAUGGAGGCGGUGGUGGGGGCACGAGUGGCCUACCGACAGCCACACAGUUGGCUGCCGCAGCCUGGAGUAUGGAGGAUCACCUUUACCAUCAGACAGAGUUGCCCGGCCUCACACGAACUGCUCAUCAUCUGCUACGCUUCACCCCGUACGCACUGCAUCAUCGCCCCCAGCUGCAAACAUUGCCACCCGCGUUGUAUCUCCAGCAUGCGGCUGCAGCAGCCGCUGCGGCGGCCGCAGCUGCAGCACAUGCGCAGCACCAUCACCACCACCACCACAUGCAACAGAGACCAGCCUCGCCGGAAAGCCCCCCGCCUGUCGAGGGCCUGCAAAUAACGAAUUUGUUCCCCGAAAUAUUGGAAAUGAUUUUCGACAAGUUGUCGGUCAAGGAUCUGGGAAGAGCCGCACAGGUGUGCACAACAUGGCGGGAUGUCGCCUACUCCAAGAGCAUAUGGAAAGGUGUUGAAGCCAAGCUGCAUCUGAAGCGAUCUAGUCCCAGCCUCUUCAACUGCCUAGUUAGGCGUGGCAUUAAGAAAGUACAGAUUUUGUCAUUGCGGCGAUCGCUGAAGGAUCUGGUCAUGGGAGUUCCGGCAUUAACUUCGUUAAAUCUCAGCGGCUGCUUCAACGUCGCCGAUGUCAAUCUGGGUCAUGCAUUCUCCGUUGAUUUGCCCAAUCUGAAGGUUUUGGACCUUUCGCUAUGCAAACAGAUUACAGAUACAAGCUUGGGCCGCAUCGCCCAGCACCUGAAGAACCUUGAAACCCUGGAACUCGGUGGCUGUUGCAAUAUCACCAAUACUGGACUCCUGCUGAUUGCGUGGGGUCUCAAGAAACUAAAACAUUUAAAUUUACGUUCCUGCUGGCACAUAAGUGACCAAGGCAUUGGCCACCUUGCUGGCCUCAACAAGUCCACGGCAGAGGGCAACCUGGAGUUGGAGUAUUUGGGUCUUCAGGACUGCCAGCGAUUGAGCGACGAAGCUCUGGGUCAUAUAGCACAAGGUCUGACGUCACUAAAGUCCAUCAACCUAAGUUUCUGCGUCUCCAUAACCGACAGUGGUUUGAAACACCUGGCGCGAAUGCCCAAACUAGAGCAACUGAAUCUACGUUCCUGUGACAACAUUUCCGACAUCGGCAUGGCUUAUCUCACCGAGGGAGGCAGUGGAAUUACUUCCCUUGACGUAAGCUUCUGCGACAAGAUCAGCGACCAGGCCCUGACUCACAUCGCACAGGGUCUCUACCGACUGCGCUCCCUGUCGCUGAACCAAUGCCAAAUAACGGAUCAAGGAAUGCUCAAAAUUGCCAAAGCCCUGAAUGACUUGGAAAACCUCAAUAUUGGUCAGUGUUCGCGAAUCACCGACAAAGGUCUGCAGACGUUAGCGGAGGAAUUGACGAACCUAAAAACGAUCGACUUGUAUGGCUGCACUCAACUAUCUUCAAAGGGCAUCGACGUGAUCAUGAAGCUGCCCAAAUUAGUCAAGUUAAAUCUGGGCCUGUGGCUUGUGAGAUGAUGUGCUUCAACCCACCAAACCGGAGACAUCCUAAAGCACAGGUCAGCGGCCGCAGUCAAACUACUUUACCAUCACCCCGACCAAGAUGUGAAGCAUCACGCCUAUGCUUUUGAUGCAUUUCGGCCAAGGAACUACGACGAACACCAUCAUCGGCACCAACCCAGGGAUGCAACUAGGCAAUGUACGCUGCCGUCGCCGACUUACCGUAGGGAUUCUACUCCAACGAACUGACGCGCCAUUUGCCAGCAAGCAAAUACUUUUCUCCCCUACUGCGCUAAAGAAUGACAACAAAACAUGUCGGCCGUCCAGCAUCCGACACACACACAAACACAAUCGACGGCAAGAGGGGAGCCUACGGAGUAAACGAACGCCUCGCACCAUGGCGUCGGCGAUGACGAUGCGUUUUUCCCGGAAUUCCAAUCCAGAAUUACAAAAGGGCGUAAAUAAACUCGACUUGGCUUGGCUCCGUUCGACUCAUUCUAGCCAUUGCGCCAGGGCCAUUUAACACGGACACACACACACACACACACAGUCAUCACACAGCCAAACAAAUCCAUACUCAAACCCAAAUUCACCAGGGGCCACCAGGGCGAGCCAACCAGCCACUAGCUAACCAUCGAUGAAUAUCUUUCGAGCCGUAUACGAACAAUAUAAGUUUAGCUUUUAUUUCUUUAA